AUGUCAGAACCUAGGCUAUCAGAUAAUGAACAGAAAGAGAUAGUCGUAGCAGCUGAGAUAGAAAAAGAGUCAGAGCGGAGUCCUGAAACAGAUAGGACAGAAUUGGACCCUAGACACAAAUAUGAGCCCAUUCCUCCACCGCCUGAAGGCAUGACCAAAAGUGCAUGGAAAAGAGAAUAUCGUAGAAGGAAGAAUGAGGCAAUGAGAGAUGAAUGGGUACAGAAGCGGAAAGAAAAACGGAAACAAGUUAAGCAGGAACGAAAAAGACAGCGUCAAGAGGAUGCAGAGGCUGGCGUGGUAACCAAGAAGCCAAGACGGCCACAGAACCCGAAUCGACUUCCUAUAACAGUCAUUUUAGAUUGUGCAUUUGAUGAUCUGAUGACCGACAAAGAAAGAAAGUCUUUGGCUAUUCAGGUCAGCCGAUGUUAUGCCAUGAAUCGACAAGCAGUAAAUUCUGUCAAUCUUGAAGUAUCCUCAUUAAAUAAGGGUUUGAGAGAACGGUUUUACGGCCCUAUGCAUUCACAACAUUUACUAUGGAAGGGGAUUAAAUUUAGAGAGGAUGAUUACGAGGUGCCAUCAGAUGAAGCAGAAAGGACGAAAUGGCUUUAUUUCUCGUCUGAUUCAACCAAUACUUUAGAGACGCUGGAUGAGAAUAUGACUUAUAUCAUCGGAGGAAUUGUUGAUAAGGGGCGGUACAAAAACCUCUGUAACGAUAAAGCCCAAAAGCAAAACAUUGCGACUGCAAAGCUGCCGAUUGACAGUUAUAUCAAAUUGUCAGGACGUCGUGUUCUUACUACCAACCAUGUCUUUGAGAUUCUACUCAAGUGGUUAGAGCUUAAAGAUUGGAAGGCUGCUUUUGAAGCGGUUCUUCCCCAACGCAAGCUACAAGGAAAUAAUCCCGAAGAAGACGAUGAGAACGAGGACGACGAAGCUGACGAAGAUAAAGAAGAAAACGAUCUGAACGAAGAUAAUGUACCAACAAACGAGAAAGACGACUCCAAAGUAGAGCAAUUGGCCACAACCGGCCUGGCAGAUGAGGCUACAACUGACGUGAGCACUUAG
Messenger RNA from Sugiyamaella lignohabitans, 1062 nucleotides. RefSeq names its product Trm10p (gene TRM10). Lineage: Eukaryota; Fungi; Ascomycota; Dipodascomycetes; Dipodascales; Trichomonascaceae. Gene Ontology annotation, biological process: tRNA N1-guanine methylation. The transcript has a single exon. Gene Ontology annotation, cellular component: nucleus. Gene Ontology annotation, molecular function: tRNA binding. Bases 1 to 1062 code for a protein of 353 amino acids. The record is from RefSeq and is a predicted model, not a curated record.